This is a messenger RNA of Astyanax mexicanus (Mexican tetra), 2397 nucleotides long. RefSeq names its product protein kinase cGMP-dependent 1, like (gene prkg1l). NCBI's taxonomy places the organism in Eukaryota, Metazoa, Chordata, Actinopteri, Characiformes, Acestrorhamphidae. Gene Ontology annotation, molecular function: cGMP-dependent protein kinase activity; ATP binding. Gene Ontology annotation, biological process: protein phosphorylation. The record is from RefSeq and is a predicted model, not a curated record. The transcript has 20 exons. Bases 191 to 2233 code for a protein of 680 amino acids.
GCGGAGAGAGAGAGAAAGAGAGAGUGUGUGCAAGAGUGUGUGCUGCACACAGAGAGAGGGUCUCGCUGGUACAGAGCAGAGUGUGAGGAGUGUGUGAUUGUAGAGUAGUGAGUGUUUCAGUCCGGACGCUGAACCACUGAAGAGAAACACACACUGAUCUCCACACAGCCUGCAGCUCUGAACAGACAUUAUGGGCACUCUCAGAGACCUGCAGUUCGCUCUUCAGCUAAAGAUCGAGGAGCUGCGGCAGAGAGACGCUCUGAUUGAUGAACUCGAGCUGGAGCUGGACGCCAAAGACGACCUGAUCCGCCGCCUGCAGGGAGAACUGGACCGCCUGCGGGUCACUCUCGGUGCUCCCAGCUCCUCCACAGCAGGGCAGCAUCGAGUUCCCUCACUUCGGUCAAAGAGAAGAGCUGUGGUGACAGACCCGAUGAGUGUGGACCCCAAACUGCUCCUACAAAGCCCCCCAAUGAGCCACAGCAAGAGCCAGGAGUCUCAGAGGGCGAUCGAGGCGGCGCUGAUGGAGAACGAGUGGCUGAGGUUUGUGGGCAGGAAGCAGAUACUGAUGCUGGUGGAUUGCGCCUUCCUCACCACGGCCGGCCAGGGGGCGAGGGUCAUUCAGGAGGGAGAUGAAGUGUCUCACGCGUUUGUUGUGGAAGAGGGAAAACUGGAGGUGUCCAGGGCCGGGCAGAAGCUGCACACCAUUGAAGGUGGAACACUGUUUGGAGAACUGGCUCUACUUUAUAACCAUACCUGCACUUCAACUGUCACAGCCCUGACGAGUAGUAAAUUGUGGGUGAUUGAGCGGCAGACGUUUCAGAGAAUCAUGCAGAGGAGCAGCCUUCUAGGAAUCACCCAGAAUCUGGAUGUUCUCCGCAGUGUGCCGUUGUUUUGUGCCUUUCCAGAGGACAUCCUCAUUAAGAUCUCAGAUGCUCUGGAGGAGUUUCAUUACAGUGAAGGGGACUACAUCAUUCGUCACGGCUGCCCAGGAGAUGUCCUCUUCAUCAUAAGCCGUGGCCAGGUGCGGGUGUUGGAAAGGCGCUCGAUCAGUGAGGAGACUGUGUGCAUCUCCAUCCUGUCCAGAGGAGACUUCUUUGGGGAGAGAUCUUUGAAAGGGGAGGUAGUAAGAUCUCUGAGCGUUGUCGCUGCAGGUGAUGUCACAUGUCUAGUCAUAGACAGAGAGUCUUUAAAAAGGUUUAUAGGAGCUUUGGAAGACACCAGGGAGAAUGGGACCAAUGAACCAAAGACCAAGACAGAGGAGGGAGUGGAUGAACUGUGUGACGUGUCGUCUAGUGAUGUCCAGGUGCUGUGUAAUGUGGGAGAGGGACGAUACGGCAUCACACAGCUGGUGCAUUUGAAGAAUGACGGCAGUCGAGUUUUUGCGCUGAAGAUCUUAAAAAAGCAUGCUGUAGUGAGCCCAGGCCACAGAGAGCGAAUCCUCCAAGAAAAACAAAUCAUGAUGGACAUUCACUGUCCAUUCAUAGUCAGGUUAUACCAAACUUUUAAGAAUUCAAAAAGCCUCUACAUGCUGAUGGAGGCGUGUUUAGGUGGAGAUCUGUGGACUUUGUUAAAAGAGAGGGGUCCUUUUGAUGAGCAUGCGGUUCAGUUCUACACGGCAUGUGUGCUGGAGGCGCUGAACUUCCUCCACAGCCGAGGCGUCGUCCACAGAGACCUCAAACCAGAGAAUGUGCUGCUGGACCAGAAGGGAUAUGCAAAGCUGACAGGGUUUGCCUCUGCUAAGAAGCUGGGCUCUCUGCAGAGGGCCUGGUCAUUUUGUGGGUCAGUGGGUCACCAAGCCCCAGAGGUUAUACUGCACAAAGGUCACAGCAUCCCUGUGGAUUUUUGGGCUUUAGGAGUGUUUGUGUACGAGCUGCUCAGCGGCAGUUCCCCGUUCUCAGGCCCGGAUCAGUUAAGAGUCUAUGCAGCCGUUUUAAAGGGAAUUGAUGCUGUUGAGUUCCCAAGCACCAUCAGCAAACCUGCGACAGACUUCAUCGAGAGACUCUGCAGAGAGAACCCCUCCGAGAGACUGGGCCAGAAGAAUGGGGUCAAGGACAUCCGCACACACAAGUGGUUAGAAGGAUUUGAUUGGCUGGCCUUGCGUGAAGGCUCGCAUCCUCCACCAAUAGUACCAAAUGUCCACAGUCUUCUGGAUCGAGGGGCAGACAGCACCAGCUGUGAGAACCACACAGAUUUAUCACCAGUAGACGACUCGGACUGGGACAAAGACUUCUAACUCUGCUGAUGGUCACAUGUGGAAUAUCCAGAUGGACAAACCACAGUGGACACUGUUUGUUUAUUACCGAGAAACUGCCUCCCUUUAUCGCUUGACGAAAUUUGCUUUCAGACAGUCACAGACAGCCGUGUAAUGAAAUAAAAUUAAAUGAAAGAGAGCAUGAA